UUCUUGGAUGUGGUAAUCGAAAAGAUUCAGUGUGAUGAAAUCCUUUGGGAUGCCUGGAGAGGUGCUUUCGAAGACCUUGGGGCAGACAAAGAGGUAUGGUCAUCUAAGAAGUCAUACUUCCUGAGUGCUAAUAUUAUGUGCCAUUUUCUGACAUAUUUUGGAAAUCUUUUUUCAAAUGGUGGUCAGAAUUAUUAGUUCAUGUUCACUAAUCAAUAGGUUGGACACUCAUCACUCUUCAGGAAUGGAUAAGAAAACUAAAAAGUUCCAUUUUUUAUAUAACUCAUAUUGUGGUGUAUAACCUGAUGUGACGGUAAGUUACAGUGAGAGUGGAUCACAAUUUACUGCAGUACUUACUAUCACUUAAUUAUAGUGUGGCAGGUCUCCUUUUAUCUUCCGCCUGACAUAGUAUUAACACUGAAAAUUUAACUGACACUGUCUAAAUUUGCUAAAUUCUAACUUCCUAACAUUACAAUGGUCUAGAAAUAGAUCUGGCAGCUAGUUUACACGUGUUCUAUGGCUUUCUUAAACAGGUUUUAGUGAGACAACUUCUCAAAGAUGUCAUCACGAGAUGCAUGAAGAUGGCUACUUGUCAAUUCCUAAGGCAUUUUCGUCGUGGUUAUAAGCUAAAGAAAACUGAACACCAGAAACGUGUACUUCAAAGAAAACAAGUUGAAACUGAAAGGAAUGACCACCCCAAGUUUGCCACAAUGUUGGAGGACAGGUCCACUGGCAAGCAGCACAGCCACCAGAGGGUAUGUGUGUUUGUUGAAAAACAUGGCAUCGCUGGUGUUAAAAGAGUUUACAACAAGGUGCAGUUGGUAAAGCUUUGCAAGGCUUACGGAAUCCGGGUCAGGUCAACCUAUAACAAGCAAGACCUAGCCAAAGAAUUGGUUGAACUUUUGAAAAAUAAUAGCAGUCUCAAUGCCAUGCCCCACCCACAUCACCUGCAAAAUCUGAGUGCUCAGGCUGAUGUCGUCGAUGGCAGAGUUAUGCUAAGAAUUACAAUGUCAAACUAA
Molecule: messenger RNA, 1016 nt
Organism: Porites evermanni
Lineage: Eukaryota; Metazoa; Cnidaria; Anthozoa; Scleractinia; Poritidae
Source: the annotation of a GenBank genome assembly